CUCUACCCCCAAAAGCAGAGAAGAAACAAACCUUGAUCAUCUGAUCUCCUGUGUGUCACCUUGUGGCAUUCUGGGUUCCAUGGCACACAAGAGGCACAACAAACACAUCGAGACGCUCACAAACACCCACACCCUCUCACAGGGCAAAGGCAGUCCCUGAUCAUGUCGUCAACCGCUCCUCUCAGCCUCGGCCAAAGAAUAUGAAAACCCCUUCGCCUCCUUCCUCUCCGAGAGAGGGAAUGAAAAGGAAAAAAGAAAUUACUCUCGAGCUCGCCAUGCCGCAAUGAACCAAUGGAUCAAGGUCAUGUCUCGUCACAAGACUGGUUCCCCGCAAAAGCUGGGCAGAUCAGAAGAUCCCGGACCAGGGGUUUGACGAGAAGACUGUUCACAGGAAUAAAAGAGGGGAAAGAGAGAAAAAGACACUUCAUCGUCAGAGGUGGGCCGGCCGGCCGCAUUAGCUGGCUAGACCCGUCACCGUCCAAGCGGUUCUUUACGUACUGCAAACCAAGCUCAUUGCAGGAGAGGAGCAAGGGGUGGUUUUUUCUUCUGUCUUUGCAUCGCGCUGGUGCUGGUAGGGCUGUGUUUUUUUCAAACAUUGGGAAUUGGGUGGCGGCAAGAAAUAGCCCUCCGCCGCAUAGCACAAAAGCGGUGAAGUGUGUUUUCCUCCUCAGAGGAGGCUGGAAGGGCCACCACUGGGUCGCGGAACGGAUGAUGCGGUCUGGGGAAAGCUGGGAACCUUUUGAACCCCCCCCCCCCCUGUCGUGAUAUAAUCCGGGGUUCAAGUGGGCAGAAAAAACGCGCGCUGUGCUUGUCAUAGGGGAGGCCUGGAAUUAGCCGAGUUUGUACCACUGUGUGACAGUGGGAGGAGUCAUGGACCAGCGGGAACAGAAUUCUCGGAUGGCUGUCGCGUUUCCCUUGCUUGGUUAUCGUUGGUGAGCAAGCCGGCCUCAGACGUCACUUUGUUUCUCAGUUCCUCCGAACCAGGGCGGAAAAGAAACGUGAUGGCGAUCUCGUCACUGGAAAGGGAGAAGGCCGUGACGAGGUUGGUCUCCCCGCUACGCCAUCCAGACACGGGCCAGGGGGUUAAGCGUGGGGGGCGAUAUGGGCGGCGUAUGGCGCUGAUGUUGUGGAAAGGUCGUUGGCAUUCCGAGGUCUUGGUCCACCGCAGCCAUCAGCGGAGCGGCUCACACUCUCCUUAUGCGUAACCAUCGGACGCUCCAGCUGAGCUCGUAACGAGGGCCAUGAGGCGGGCAACCGUACGCAGAUCCGCCCGAGAGCUGAGUCGCACGGGCAGACGAGGUCAACCACGGACCACAGGCGGCAGGCCGAGUGAAGGAGGACCUCCGAGGAGACGAUAGACCCUGUGCGAGAACGGGCUGGCUGUUCAAGUAACACUCAAAAUCCCACGUGUGCCGUCGCCAGCUGUGCUUGUUUCCACACGAGUGCGUAAUCUUCGCCCACCGGUGACCGAAACUGGAGUGAUUCCCGUGGUGGUUUUUGGGGCGGUGAUAGGUGGUGAUAGGUGAAGAUAUGUUGGUGUGGUGGUUAUCUCUUCCCCCGGACAGUAUCCGAAAAGCAAACCCCACGGCCAGCGCAAGGUUUCAAGGUUGGUGCCCGACAACAAGUGCAAGGGUGUUCCAGCCAGGCUGGACCUCCUCUUGCUUUUUGCUGCCGCGCAGGGGAGGCGGUGAAACGGCAGCGUGAGAGUGAGAACGAGCGCGUGAGGUGCCUUCUCCUCCUCUCUCUGUCUCGGCUCUGGGGGUUCUCAUGGUUUUCAUGCUUCUCAUGCAGCACCUGCUUGAUUGGGAACUGGCAGGCUUCCGUGGAGUUGGUGAUAUCAGAGGGUGUCGCCGGUGCCAAGGGACAUACUUUGGUCCUCUGGUGCCUGACACCAGGGUCCGCUGCUGAAAAGGGCAGCCUUGGGUUGUCGCUGGAUGUCGAGUGGAACCGACGCGUCAUCUCCCGCUUGCCAAAUCCCGGCUCGUCCCCGGCUUUCUGCUGGUCUGCUCACCGGGUCGGAUCUGCAGAGCCAGUCCAGACCAAUUCUGCCAAGGUGGUACCCAGCCUUCGGUGCGAGCCGGGAGCUUCCAGGGCUUGUGCUUGGCUUUUGGGGGCACGCCAGUGAUGGAAUUGGUUUGCGUCUCACUGGCAUUGCCACUGCAAUAAGCUUUUUCCGUGUUUUUGCUCGUUGGCUGUUCGCCCAGGCAGCCCUCGUGCUCAACCUUCGUCGUCCCAUCCCAACGCUCAUGGAGCACCUGGACCUGGACCUACUCUGCUCUCCUCACUCGACUGCACAUCAGACGGCUCUUUUCUGGCCGCCUCGUGGUGCCCUCCGGCCCCGAAGAGAGAGCGCACGAGCUGGGAGCAACAACGAGAGGGGCAAGGAUCUACUCUCAACAACGGACCGUAUGCUCGUUUGUGAACGGUACGUGAGAAUUUUGCGGAAAGAGAAGAAGCAAAUCAGCGCGUCGGGGGGGAAGGGGGGUGGGCUUCUUGCUUCUGGUUCAUGGCCCCGGAUUUCCAACUCCCAGCCGUUUCCCCGAGACACCAACGACGCUCGCACUUCCGACCGGCCAGCCACCGACCCCUUCAGGCCUGGUCGCUCAAAGGCGCCAGUCCUCGCCCUGAUUCAUCUUGCUCCGGCCAUCCCGCCGGCGUUUGCUCUCAGGUUCUGGCUAGCCUUAUGCUGUUUGCCAACCAGCUUGCCUUCUCAGAUCUGCUGGAUAUGUCUGUCUGACCCGGCUUCACCUACCGUCAACUAA
Messenger RNA from Podospora pseudopauciseta, 2762 nucleotides. RefSeq lists its product as uncharacterized. The record is from RefSeq and is a predicted model, not a curated record. Bases 1935 to 2762 code for a protein of 275 amino acids. Lineage: Eukaryota; Fungi; Ascomycota; Sordariomycetes; Sordariales; Podosporaceae. The transcript is spliced from 4 exons.